AUGUCUAUCCGACAGUGGAAGGCUGCCGUCUGCCAGAGCGAGCCAUGCUGGUUCGACAAACAGGCAGGCAUCGAGAAGUCUGUCAAGCUCAUCCGCGAGGCCAAGGAGAAUGGCGCCGCCCUCAUUGCCUUUUCCGAAGUCUGGAUCCCGGGCUACCCCAACUUCCUCUGGUCUGGCAACUACGCCGAGAACCUGCCCCUGGUGCAAAAGUACAUGGCCAACAGCAUCUCGGCAUACGGCGACGAGAUCCUGCAGAUCCGCCAGGCUGCGGCCGAGAACAAGAUGUACGUCGUCUUUGGCUUCAGCGAGCGCGCGGGCCACAGCCUGUACCUCGCCCAGAUGUUCAUCGGCCCGGCCGGCAACGUCCUGCUCCACCGACGCAAGACCAAGCCUACACACGUUGAGCGCACAAUCUUUGGCGAUGCCACCGGCGACUCACUCAAGACGGUGGUGGAGACGCCACUCGGGAGGAUCGGCAUGUUGAACUGCUGGGAACACCUGCAGCCACUGCUGAAAUAUCACACCUAUGCACAAGGCGAGCAGGUCCAUAUCGCUGCCUGGCCGUCAAACGGAGAGUACCCGGGCCCCCACGCCGCCGAGCCGUACUCGGUCUUCUCCGAGGCGAACGAGGUCACCGCCAGCCGCAUGUACGCCCUCGAAGGCGCCGUCUACGUCCUCUGCACGAACCAGCCCCUCUCGGCCGAGGGCAGCCGCCUCAACAGCGAGGGGCAGGCCGGCGCCAAGAAGGACAGCUUCUUGCUGAGCAGCGGCUGCGGCCGCUCGGCCGUGUUCGGCCCGGACGGCAGGCAGCUCACCGAGACGACAGACCCGUCCUACGACGGCAUCAUCUACUGCGACAUUGACCUGGACAAGAUCGACAUCGCCAAGAACCUGACGGACUGCGUCGGCCACUACUCGCGACCCGACCUCCUGCGGCUCGUUGUCGACGACCAACCCAAGAACUUCGUCACUCGCGUCUCGGAUGGGCCCCAUACCACCCCUUACCACACUCCCACGUGCAACACGCACUUGAUUGAUACACACAGUACCCUGGAGGAGCUGCUGGCCAAGAAGGCUGGUGAGAAGGGUCAGGAGGCCAAGAAGUCUGAGGUCAAGGUCGCGAUUUUGAAUGGAGUGAAGUCACAGUGA
Thyridium curvatum is the source of this 1149-nucleotide messenger RNA. RefSeq lists its product as uncharacterized. The transcript is spliced from 2 exons. The record is from RefSeq and is a predicted model, not a curated record. The coding region runs from base 1 to 1149 and encodes 382 amino acids. Gene Ontology annotation, molecular function: catalytic activity. NCBI's taxonomy places the organism in Eukaryota, Fungi, Ascomycota, Sordariomycetes, Thyridiales, Thyridiaceae.